Hordeum vulgare subsp. vulgare (domesticated barley) is the source of this 1788-nucleotide messenger RNA. Its product is annotated as probable glucan 1,3-beta-glucosidase A. Gene Ontology annotation, cellular component: cytoplasm; actin cytoskeleton. Gene Ontology annotation, biological process: establishment or maintenance of cell polarity; actin filament bundle assembly; carbohydrate metabolic process. Bases 78 to 1595 code for a protein of 505 amino acids. The transcript has 8 exons. Gene Ontology annotation, molecular function: actin filament binding; protein-macromolecule adaptor activity; hydrolase activity, hydrolyzing O-glycosyl compounds. The record is from RefSeq and is a predicted model, not a curated record. Lineage: Eukaryota; Viridiplantae; Streptophyta; Magnoliopsida; Poales; Poaceae.
AGGCACAUGCAACUUCAUCUUAGGCAGCAACAGCUCUUGCCUCUUGGAGCAUCGAUCUAAGAAGAAGAGGAGAAAAAAUGGGAGGGAAGCUUGGGUUGUUGUUUUUGCUCGCGUGGGUCGUCGUGGCCUCCGGCACCGGCGUGUCGCUGCCGAUCAAGGCCGUGAACCUUGGUGGGUGGCUGGUGGUGGAAGGCUGGAUGACCCACCUGUUCCACGGAGUAGACAUGGGCUACGCUCUCAUGGACGGUACGCGCGUGACCUUGUGGUCGGCGAGGCAGGGGAUGUUCCUGAGCGCCGUCGGCGGCGGCGGGUCCGACGUCGCGGCCAAUCAGGGAGAAGCCAAGGACUGGGAGACCCUCAGGCUCUGGAGAAUGAAGGAUUCUGAGGACAUGUUCAUGAUCCGUGUUCACGACGGCCAGUUCGUUGACCUUGAUAACAAUGGCGGGCUGGUCGCCAUUCAGACCUCUCCAGGCCAUGCUGGUGAAUUCCAGAUUGUCAGAAAUGCGGGCCUGGCUCGGAUCAAGGCGCCAAACGGCAGAUUCUUACAGGUCAAGACAGGGGGCGUAGUUACAGCAGAUGGCGAUGCAACAAGUGGAAGUUGGAGUGACAGUGAUCCGUCUGUUUUUACCAUGAAAAUAACUGGACAAAUGGAUGGAGACGCUCAGCUAUGCAGCUUCUACGGAGCAGAAAAGACUGUCAGCAUCUUACAGGAUCACUGGAACACAUUCAUAACCGAAGAAGACUUUAGAUUCAUUUCAUCAAACGGUCUGAAUGCAGUGAGAAUUCCAGUGGCCUGGUGGAUCACCAAAACAGAUGACACUUCCUCCUGUCACCCGCCAAAUUAUCCAGGCUACCAAGCUAUGCUUGACAGGGCUUUUCAGUGGGCAGAAAAGUACAACUUGGGUGUCAUUGUGGACCUUCAUGCAGCACCCUGGUCACAGAACGGGCAAUCCCAUAGCGCAUCAAGAGAUGGCACCGUGGGCUGGGGAGACCAAAAUAUCGACGAGACCGUCAGGGUAAUUGAAGGCCUUGCAGCUAGGUAUGCUGCCAAGAAAAGCCUUCUGGGAAUCGGGCUUCUGAACGAGCCAUCGGAGCAAGUGCACAUCGACACUCUGAAGAAAUACUACAAAGCCGGCUACAACGCCGUGAGGAACCAGGUGAAGCGCGACGAUGUGUAUGUGAUCAUGGAAGGCCGGCUCGCAGGUGGCGGCGAUUCCGAGAUGGCCGACUUUGCCAGGCAGUUCCGGAACUGCGUGCUCGACGUUCAUUUCUACAACCUCUAUGGCGACAUGUUCAACGCCGGCAGGAUGAGCGCGGAGCAGAACAUACGCUACGUGACCACACACCAGGCUGACCACCUCAAGAGCCUAAUAAGGGCAAACGGCGCACUUGUCUUUAUUGGGGAAUGGACGGCGGAGUGGAAGGUAGGAGGUGCUUCGCGUGAGGAAAACCAGACAUUUGUGGAUGCCCAGUUGGAUGUAUACGGCCAGGCGACGUUCGGAUGGGCUUUCUGGACGUACAGUAACCCCAAGGAUCCUUACUGGAGCCUUAAGAGUUUGAUCAAAGAUGGCAACAUUACAGUACCACAAAAUUAAAGACCGUAUUAUGAAUCGCUCUCGUGGUUUUGGUUGUGUUAUAUAAGACUUAUUAAGACUAGGGGGUCUACGGCUGCGACAUUAAAUAAAAGCUCUGCAAGUCAGUAACUAUGUUAAAAUAGUAUAAUGUCGUGUAUUGCCACGGGCUUUUGAAAUAUUUUGCUGAAAUUAUAUAAAUAUAAUGUAUGUUAAA